UUAGAGGAAUACACGACGGGCGCGCACGACGGCCGCGGCCGCCGUCCUCUGCCCGAUUCGACCACAUCUCUGCCGCCGCCGCCGCCUCCGGCCGUCGUUCGGCCACGGCGAGUUGUGAUGGCUGCUGCGCCAUCGGCCUUUACUGGCAACCUGAAGAAAGCACUUGCUGGUCUGAGAAGAAUCAAUUUAGACGGGUUGCGAUGGCGUGUAUUUGACGCAAAGGGUCAGGUGCUUGGACGGUUGGCAUCCCAAAUAGCUGUUGUGCUUCAGAGCAAGGAUAAACCAACUUAUGCACCACAUGUGGAAAAUGGAGACAUGUGCAUUGUACUUAAUGCAAAAGAUAUCAGUGUUACAGGAAGAAAAAUGACCGAUAAGAUUUACUACUGGCAUACAGGGUAUAUUGGCCAUCUGAAGGAAAGAAAGCUCAAGGACCAAAUGGAAAAGGACCCAACUGAAGUGAUUCGCAAAGCUGUCCUGCGCAUGCUUCCCCGCAACAGAUUGCGUGAUGACAGGGAUCGCAAACUGAGGAUAUUUUCCGGAAGUGAGCAUCCAUUUCAUGAUCGCCCUCUCGAACCUUUUGUGAUGCCGCCACGGCAAGUACGCGAGAUGCGCCCCCGUGCAAGGCGUGCAUUGAUAAGGGCCCAGAAAAAAGAGCAGGCAAACAGAACCAAGGAGGAAGAAGAUGCUAAGAAUGCCAAAGCUGGGGUCACUGCAUAGGCACCUCCUGAUGCGUAUUUGCAUACUGCAAAUCUAUAUCUAUCAGAUGCUGUUUUUGAAGUAUCUAUGUUUCUUUGACAUGUAGCCUGUCAUGCUGAAUAGGCAGGCACUAGAACGUGCACACGAGAAAAAACUCGAAUCCGAAUUUAUUUUGAAUCGUACUAGUGCAUGUAACUCAAACCUUGUCUCAGCUGCUUCCUUUGAGGGAAUAAAAUCCUCAUCUGCUU
Molecule: messenger RNA, 944 nt
Organism: Phragmites australis (common reed)
Lineage: Eukaryota; Viridiplantae; Streptophyta; Magnoliopsida; Poales; Poaceae
Exons: 5
Coding region: 118-717 (199 amino acids)
Biological process (GO): negative regulation of translation; translation
Cellular component (GO): ribosome; mitochondrial large ribosomal subunit
Molecular function (GO): structural constituent of ribosome; mRNA binding
Source: RefSeq, a predicted model, not a curated record